Messenger RNA from Phyllostomus discolor (pale spear-nosed bat), 1965 nucleotides. RefSeq names its product thromboxane A synthase 1 (gene TBXAS1). Lineage: Eukaryota; Metazoa; Chordata; Mammalia; Chiroptera; Phyllostomidae. Gene Ontology annotation, molecular function: oxidoreductase activity, acting on paired donors, with incorporation or reduction of molecular oxygen; thromboxane-A synthase activity; iron ion binding. The transcript is spliced from 13 exons. The record is from RefSeq and is a predicted model, not a curated record. Bases 183 to 1796 code for a protein of 537 amino acids.
UCUUCCUUCCUCUUUACAAGCAGAUGCCCUGAGAAAGAGCACGUUUUGGGGACCCACUUGCUGUGACGUUCUCUCGGCUGCCUCUUCCUUCUGCCACCUGUGAAUCCCAGUGUCUGUGACGGCAGGGCAACCAGCCGGCCUCUCUCCUCUGGAGGACGCCCCUCGAGGGUCCCUGAGGAACCAUGGAAGUCUUGGGGUUUCUCAAAGUGGAAGUGAACGGCUCCACGCUGACGGUGGCCCUGUCUGUGGUCCUCGUGGCCCUCCUGAAGUGGUACUCCACCUCCGCAUUUUCAAGACUGGAGAAGCUGGGCAUCAGACACCCUAAGCCUUCUCCUUUUAUUGGAAACCUGACAUUCUUCCGCCAGGGUUUCUGGGAGAGCCAGAUGGAGCUCCGAAGGCUGUACGGACGUCUGUGCGGGUACUACCUUGGCCGUCGGAUGUUUAUCGUGAUCUCGGAGCCGGACAUGAUCAAGCAGGUGCUGGUGGAGAACUUCAGCAACUUCACCAACAGAAUGGCAUCGGGUCUGGAGUCCAAACCGGUGUCUGACAGCAUCCUGUUCUUACGCGACAAAAGAUGGGAAGAGGUCAGAAGUGUCCUAACUUCUGCUUUCAGCCCUGAGAAGCUGAAUGAGGUGACGCCCCUCAUCAGCCAAGCCUGCGACCUUCUCCUGGCUCACUUAAAACGCUAUGCAGAAUCUGGGGACGCUUUCGACAUCCAGAGGUGUUACAGCUGCUACAGCACCGACGUGGUGGCCAGCGUCGCCUUCGGCACCCAGGUGGACUCACAGAAGUCUCCGGAGGACCCCUUUGUGGAGCACUGCAGGCGCUUCUUUGCCUCCUCCCUCCCCAGACCUCUCGUGGCUCUGAUCUUAUCAUUUCCAUCCAUAAUGGUCCCACUGGCCCAGAUUUUGCCCAAUAAGAACCGAGAUGAACUGAACGGCUUUUUUAACAAACUCAUUAGGAACGUGAUUGCCUCGCGGGACCGGCAAGCGGCAGAAGAGAGGCGGAGAGACUUCCUCCAACUGGUCCUGGAUGCCCGGCAUUCCGCCACCUCCGUGGGUGUGGAGAGCUUUGACAUAGUCAGAGAAGUCUUCUCCAAUGAAUGCUCAGCAAAUCCUUCCCAGAAACACCAACCCAGGCUCCCGUCCAAGCCUCUGACAGUGGAUGAGGUCGUGGGCCAGUCCUUCCUCUUUCUCAUCGCUGGCUACGAGAUCGUCACCAACACCCUCUCCUUCGCCACCUACCUGCUGGCCACGCACCCUGACUGCCAAGAGAAGCUCCUCAAAGAGGUGGACCAUUUCAACGAGAAAUAUGCGGCCCCCGAGUUCUGCAGCCUCCAGGAAGGCCUGCCCUACCUGGACAUGGUGAUCGCAGAGACCCUGAGGAUGUACCCACCGGCUUUCAGGUUCACACGCGAGGCGGCGCAGGACUGCGAGGUGCUGGGGCAGCGCAUCCCUGCGGGCACCGUGGUAGAGAUGGCUGUGGGUGCCCUGCACCAUGACCCUGAGCACUGGCCGUGCCCUGAGGCCUUUGACCCCGAGAGGUUCACGGCCGAGGCCUGGAGGAGCCGGCAGCCCUUCACCUACCUGCCAUUUGGAGCCGGUCCCCGGAGCUGCCUCGGGGUGCGGCUGGGGCUGCUGGAGGUCAAGCUGACGCUGCUCCACCUCCUGCGCAAGUUCCGGUUUGAAGCUUGCCCUGAGACUCAGGUGAGCCCCCUGCAGGUUCCACUGCAACUAGAAUCCAAAUCUGCCCUAAGUCCAAAAAAUGGCGUCUACAUCAAGAUCGUCUCCCGCUGACACAAUCCAUUACAAGGAUGUCUUCUAAUUCGAAGAAAACCCUCGUGGAAAUUCAGAUUGGGAGGUGGGGGGAACAUCGCCUAAAUGAGAGUGCCUGGGCAUACAAGUAUAAAAAAAAGGUCAUUUACGUAACAUUUCCUAAAUGCUUAAUAAAUGUUUGUCACACUUU